AUAGACAACAUUCUGUAUUGCCGAUGAUGGGGCGGAUACAAAUUCGUAAACUUUUCUUGAUGUUAACGUUCCUCGUUGUACUUACCUGUUUCAUGAUUAACCAUAGAGUAUUAUAUGCACCUUCAUUACUGAUGACACCGAAAGAGGAGAGUGAUAUGAUGUAUAUGUAUGCAACAUUUUCGGCAAAUUUCCCCAAUAAACGAUUGGAUAUGGCAUCUGAGAACCAUCCACGUUCCCAUCUAAAGCGUUUUGUGCAUGAGGUAGAUUGCCAACAAAUAAUUGACGGUGAGGAAGAGUACAUAUCAGUUGCUAAUACAAGGAUGUCUGAACGGAAUUACACGUUUCCCACAGACAAAGAGAUGGGAGAUCUUGCACAGAAUUGUGAGAAUUUCUUAGAGGUGUACAAUUAUGAAUAUUUCUUCGUAUCGCCUGAAGAGCUUGGUUUUCCCAUCGCCUAUACAAUAUUAACUUAUAAAGAUGCUGUUCAGACAGAGAAACUGCUUCGUGCUAUUUAUCGCCCACACAAUUUAUACUGCAUACACGUAGAUCAAAGUUCAGAUAAUACUUUACUUUACGCUAUGAAAUCCAUCGCUAAAUGUCUCCCUAAUGUAUUAAUUGCUUCAAAAUUAGAGGAUGUGAUAUACGCAGGAUUUUCUCGACUUCAGGCAGAUUUGAACUGUAUGUCCGAUUUAUUGAAUAACACUGAUGUUAAAUGGCGAUAUGUAAUAAAUAUACCUUCCCAGGCAUUCCCUUUGAAGACAAAUUCAGAAAUCAUUAAAAUUUUUACAAUAUAUAACGGAACAAAUAGCAUAGAAAGUGUUUACGAUCAUAAUGCAAUAUUUCGGUUCAAUGAGACAUACGUUGUAAAAAAUGGGACAUUAAAAUCUACAGGAAAAAAGAAGGAUCCGCCGCCAUAUAAUAUCACUGUAGGAAAGGGAAGUGCUUACGGUGUAUUCAGUAGGGACUUCGUGAAUUAUUCUAUAAAUGACCUCAAAGCGCAGGGUAUUUUGAAAUGGUUAGAAGAUACAUACAGUCCUGAUGAGACCUUCUGGGCCACGCUAGUAUUUAACAAGCAUCUUAAUGUGCCGGGUGUUAACUACACAGGUGUUCCAAACAGGAAAUUGUGGAUAGCCGUCAGUACGACAUGGCAGUGGCCUGGUGAAGUCUGCCACGGAAAGUAUGUCCAUGACAUUUGCGUUUUUGGCCUGGGUGAUUUAAAUAAAUUGGUGUCGAAGGAACUUUUUGUCAACAAGUUUUACCACGACUACCAGCCUCUUGCAUUGCAAUGCAUGGAAGAGUGGAUAUAUAACAAAACGAUCAAUACUAUACCUCUGCAAACAUAUUAUUAUAGAAAUUUGAUAAAAUCAGUGCUGCAUUAGAAGUCUAUAAUAUAUUUUCCUCGUGGGUUGUCAUCAAUUAUACAGUUUUUAUGU
Molecule: messenger RNA, 1433 nt
Organism: Ostrea edulis (European flat oyster)
Lineage: Eukaryota; Metazoa; Mollusca; Bivalvia; Ostreida; Ostreidae
Product: N-acetyllactosaminide beta-1,6-N-acetylglucosaminyl-transferase-like
Exons: 2
Coding region: 24-1379 (451 amino acids)
Cellular component (GO): membrane
Molecular function (GO): acetylglucosaminyltransferase activity
Source: RefSeq, a predicted model, not a curated record